CAGCGGAGGCAGCAGCAGCAGAAGCUGCAGCAGCGGAGGCAGCAGCAGCAGAAGCUGCAGCAGCAGAAGCUGCAGCGGCAGAAGUUGCAGCAGUAGAAGCUGCAGCAGCAGAAGCUGCAGCGGCAGAAGUUGCAGCAGCAGAAGCUGCAGCAGCAGAAGCUGCAGCGGCAGAAGCUGCAGCAGCAGAAGCUGCAGCAGCAGAGGCUGCAGUAGCAGAGGCUGCAGCAGCUGACGCAGCGGCAGCAGAAGCUGCAGCAGCAGAGGCUGCAGCAGCUGACGCAGCGGCGGCAGAAGCUGCAACAGCAGCAGCUGCAGCAGCAGAAGCUGCAGCAGCAGAAGUUGCAGCAGCGGGAGUUGCAGCAGCAGAAGCUGCAGCAGCAGAAACUGCAGCGGCAGAAGCUGCAGCAGCAGAAGCUGCAGCGGCAGAAGCUGCAGCAGCAGAGGCUGCAGCGGCAGCUGCUGUUGCUGCAGAAUCUGCAGCAGCAGUUGUAGCAACAGCGGCAGCAGCAGCUGUAGCAGAAGGCGAUGCAGCAGCAGAUUCAGCAGCAACGGCGGACGCUGCAGCGGCUGAUGCGACAGCGGCAGAGGCAGCAACUGCAGCUGCUGCUGCUGCUGUAGCUGCUGCGUCUUCAGGCAGACAGGACGCAGCUGCUGGAGCAGCAACAGCAGCAACGGCUGCAGCAGCAGAUGAAUCAGCAGCAAGAAGUGCAGCAAAGCAUGAAGCCACUCGAAGCUGCGCAACAGCAGCACAGACGACCAGUGCGAAGGAAGCAUUGGCGCCAGCAGCAACAGCAACAACAGCAGCAGCAACAGCAGCAGCAGCAACAGCAGCAGCAGCAGAGGUAGCAGCACCGAAGAUAACAACAGAAGAACGAGGAGUAGGGAAGACUGCUGCAGAAAAAGCUGCUGCAGGGACUGAGGCAGCAGCAGCCCCCCUAGCAGCAGCAGCAACUCCAGCAGCAACGGAGCCCGCCGCCGCAGCAGCAGCAGCAGCACCAGCAGCGGCAGCAACUGCAGCAGCAGCAGCAACAGCAGCAGCAGCGCCGGCAGAUUGGCUAGCGGCCAGCUCCACACCGCUUCGAAGUAAGGAAGGCGAGACUGCAGCAGUACAGCAGCAGCUGCAGCAGCAGCAGCAGCAGCGAGAACAUGAAAGACAGCAUGACAUUCCGCAGGGUGCAGCGGUACAGAACAGCAUCAGCAGCAGCAGCAACAGCAACAGCAACAGCAGCAGCAAGCUUUCUGUUGCUGCUUCAAUAACAACUCGAUGUACUACAACCUGCAGCAGCGGCUGCGACACUGCAGAGGGGUUUCCGUCUUUAGGGGAAGCAGCUGCUGCUUCCUCUACGCUGCAGCAGCAGCAGCAGCAGCAGCAGCAGCAACAGCAGCACCAGCAAAGCUCUUGUGCUGGUGCUUCUGGCCCCACAAACGAUCUGCUGCCUCGGAUCCGUCUUUUGCUGCUGCAGUCUGCUGCGCACGAUAAGCAGCAGCAGCAGCAACAGCAGCGGCAGCGGUCAAGGAAGCAUUGGCGACAGCAGCAGCAGCAGCAGCAACAGCAGCAGGGAGACGAGCUGCUGCCGCUGCGCAUUUUGCUGCAGACCUUUUCUAAAUCGUCGGAAUGCAUCGUGCAGAUGCAGAAGCAGCAACUGCAGAAGCAACAACUGCAGCAGCAGCAACUGCAGGAGCAGCAGCAGCAGGAGUGGGAGCUGGAGCAGCAAGUUGCCGCUCUUGCUGCUGCCGUUUCUCGUGUCCACAAGACGUACGCAGCAGCAGCAACAGCAGCAGCAGCAACUGCAGCAGCGGCAGCACCCCCUGAUGAAGAAGCAGAGAUAGGAGAGCCGCUGCUUCCGUUUGACUUGGCGUUGAAUAUUGCUGCUGCCUUUUGGGGUGCUCUCAGCAACGCGGUGCAGAUGUCGUCGCUCCAGCAGCAGCAGCAGCAGAAGCAGCAGCAGCAGAAGCAGCAGCAGCAGCAGCGGCAGCACCAGACACUCCAGCAGCAGCAAACGCUACAGAGGCAGCACCCUUUAAGAGGCACCGCUGCAGCAGCUGCUGCAGCAGCGGCUCCUUUUUCUGCAGCUCAAUCCACUACGCAGAUGAGUGAGAAGCAGCAGCUGCAGCUGCAGCAGCAGCAGAAGCAGCAGCAGAAGCAGCUGCAGGAGCAGCAAAAGCCGCAGCAUGUGGGGAUGAGCAGAGGCCAAGCAGCAGCAAAGCCAGAGCGUUUGGUGUUGGUGUUUGAUGCAAAAACCUUCGGGCUGAUUAACGUGGUGCAGCAGCAGCAGCAACAGCAGCAGCAGCAACAGCAGCAGCAGCAACAGCAGCAGCAGCAACAGCAGACUCAAGGCGAAACGAAGCAGCUGCCGACGCUGCAGGACUGCUGGCUGGCGAGGUGUGCAGAGCGCUCACGCUUGGGAAGGAGGCAGCAACGGCAGCAGCAACAACAGCAGAUGCAGCAGCAGCAGCAGCAGCUCCCGAAGCAGCAAAGGAGGCAGCAGCAGCACGUGCUGCUGCAGCCUUUGCCGACAGCUCCUAGGGGAAGCAGCAGACCAGGCACACGCCGGAGCAGCAGCACCCAUUGGCGGGGCAUUCAGUACAGCAGCACCAGCAGCAACAGCAACAGCAGCAGCAGCAGCAGCAAUGCAGAGCGCAGUUUGAUGGCGCAGCGGCGUCGCCAUCAGCUGCAGCGCCCAAGGUCUGCUGAACAUGCUGCUGCUGCUGCUGCUGCUGCAGCGCGACGGGCCUCAGAGGGAGGCAGCUGCAGCAGAGCUCUUAGGAGUGUGCUGCGGCCUUCGUCAGCAGCAGCAGCAGUUGCCGCCGCUGCUGCUGCUGCGGACGUCGCUGCAGCUACAGCUGCAGCAGAAGAAGCAGCAGCAUUAGCUGAGGCGGAGAAGGCUGCUGCCGAGGCGGAAGCAGCAGCAGCGGCAGCAGCAGCUGCUGCAGCAGCAGCAGCAACAGGGGAAGCAACAGCAUUCUCCUCUCUUGGUGCUGCGCUGCUGUCUCCUUCUUCAUUGACGCUGAGCCCAGGCAGUUCGCUGUCUCCUUCUUCUGCUGCCUCUUGCAGCAGCAGGAAAAGAGCAGCAGCACUUAAAGCUUUUGCUGCUGCUGCUGCUGCUGAUGAUGAUGUAUGCAGCAGCAGGGCAGCAGCUGCAGCGCGAGGGAGUGGGCAAUGCCUGAAGAUGCGGCUGCGCACAGAGCAGCUAGCAGCAGCAGCAACAGCACCUGCUGCAAGAGCUGCAGCAGCAACAGCAGCAGCAACGCCACGUGGUUGGGCUGAGCCUGAGCCGUGGGGUGUUACACUCAGCCAAGAGAGGGGGUAUCCACUGCAGCAACAGCAGCAGCAGCAGCAGCAGCAGCAGCAGCAGUUGCUACAGCAACAGCAGCAACAGAAGCAGCGAGCUCGUUCUCCUAGAUGUGCAUGCAGCUGCUGCAACAGCAGCAAACUGGCGGUGCCUCCGGCCGCUGCUCAGCGCUGGCCGUCAGGUCCUGCUGCUGCUGCUGCUGCUGCUGCACGCCCUCAUAUCGGGCUGCAGCAGUGGCGAGGACGCUCCCCAGCAGCAGCUGCUGCUGCUGAGGCUCCUACACAACUCAUGAAGCCACUAAGAAUACAGCAGCAGCUACAUCAACGGCAGCUGCAGCAGCAGCUGCAGCAGCACCAAUCCUUCUCUGGCCUCCGACAGCGCAGCUGCACUGUGCAAACUGCCGCAGCAGCAACAGCAGCAGCGCCAGCAGCAGCGCCAGCAGCAGCAUUGCAGCACGGGGGAGACACCUGCAGCAGCAUUUGCAUGCAGCGCCUUCCGUGCUGCAGCAGCAGCAGCAACAGAAGCAGCAGUCUGCGGCGGUGUUGCUGCCAGCAGCAGCACUUCGCUCCAGAGAUGCUGCACUGCAACAUUUGCAGCAACUCCGCAGCAGCAGCAGAAGCAUCACGGCAUGAUGUUUCUGCUGCUGCUGCUGCUGCGGCUGCAGUGUCUUUGCCUGUAGAUGAGGGGCAGCAGCUCAGUGCAGCAGCAAAAGCCACUCUUUCGUUUGGCUGGCCUGCUCAGCAGCAGCUGCUGCUGCAGCGGCAGCAGUUGCUGCAGCAGCAACAGCUGCUCCUCCAGCAGCAACGCCCUCAUCUGCAGCAACAACAGCAGCAACAGCAGCUGCUGCUGCAGCAGCCACCGAAGGCGUUGGGGCUGCAAGGCCCGCUGCAGCAAUAUGCCGGUGCGCAUCUUCAGCAGCAGCAGCAGCAACAGCUGCUGAUGCUGCAACAGCAGCUUCCCACUUCAUUACCUGGGGCCACAGACAUCUCGGCAGAAGCAGCAGCAGCAGCAGCAGCAGCAGCAGCAGCAGCGCCUUCCGUGUUGCCUCCCGCUGCUGCACAGGACACGUUCUCGCUGGGCUGUGGCUGCUUUGAAAGUCAGUUGGCUCCACAGCAGCAGCAGCAGCAACAGCAGCAGCAGCAGCAACAACAGCAACAAAUGACGAUGUACGGUCAGCACUCCAUUGCAGGGUUGACCCUUGCUGCUGAGGAGGCGCCAGUUGCUGCUGCUUCUGCUGCUGCUGGUGCUUCUGCUGCUGCUGCGCCAGUUCUUCCCGUUGCAGCAGCAGCAGCUGCUGCUGCAGCAGCAAUGCCAGGGCGUACGCUGCAGAGCAUCGAGCCCCUCGCUGCAGGAGCGGAGGCUGAGAACUUCUGUCACCUCUUUAUUCCCAGCAGCAGCAGCAACAGCAGCAGCAGCAGCAGCAGCAGCAGUGAUGCGAUUCCUCCUGCUGCUCUCUUCUUUUUUGCAUGCGCCGACCCUCAGUUGCUGCUCGCUGCAGCAGCACCUGGGGGCCUGCAACAGGCUGCUGCGCAGGCGGCAGCGCUCUCCUCUUCAAUGCAGCAGCAGCAGCAGCAGCAGCAACUUGUGGCUGCGGUGGUGUUGGGUGUAUCUGUCUCGGCUGCAGAGGCCGUCAUGGGGGCUGCUGCACCCGCAGCAGCAACUGCAGCAGCAGCAACAGCAGCAGCAGAAGCUGCGUCUCGAAGGAACGAUUCUCUUUACAGUGGGCCCCAGAAGCUGCUGCUGCAGCAGCAGCAGCAGCAACAGCAGCAAGUUUCUGCUGCUUUGCUCUGUGCUGUCGCUCCAGGGUUGUGUCGUGUUGAAAUGGAUUUGUUGCUGCAGGAGGUGCAGCCCCGCAUGCUGGUCUGCGGCAGGCCAGCAGCAAAUGAAGGGACCCCAGCAGCAGCAACAGCAGCAGCAGCAGCAGCAAACAGCCCCAAGCUCGUCUCUCCUUUGAUGCUGCUCCCUGCAUCUUUCUUUGGCGGUCAUAAUUCGGUGCUGCUGCAGCGUCAGGGACUCCUCGCCGUUGCUGCGUGA
Messenger RNA from Eimeria acervulina, 5327 nucleotides. RefSeq lists its product as hypothetical. The annotation marks the transcript as partial. The record is from RefSeq and is a predicted model, not a curated record. The transcript is spliced from 4 exons. Lineage: Eukaryota; Apicomplexa; Conoidasida; Eucoccidiorida; Eimeriidae.